Molecule: messenger RNA, 1851 nt
Organism: Athalia rosae (coleseed sawfly)
Lineage: Eukaryota; Metazoa; Arthropoda; Insecta; Hymenoptera; Athaliidae
Exons: 1
Coding region: 341-1678 (445 amino acids)
Source: RefSeq, a predicted model, not a curated record
AAAUUACGUAGUUGUUAUACAUAUACGCUCCGGCAGUGCGCACACGGUAGAAGAAAUAAGCAGCCCGGACAGCCAGCCACUUCUAUCCCCAAGAGAAAUAAAUAGGCCGGUCCAGUUCACUCGAUGUGGGCAGAAGUGCGGUUGCGUCAAUCAUCGUCAUGCGAACAGAGUGUAACAUACACGUACCUCACACGCCUCAGGAGUCUGUCGUGUUGUUGGUUUUAUAUUCACCGUGCGUAUGGUCACGCCGCAAGAGUUGUCCAGAUAACGUUCCCCGAUAUCGGAGCAUCGCUGCAAUUUCUGUCCAACCUACGAAUGGACUGGUGCAGUCGACUUCGGAAUGGAGUCGAAAGUGGAUGAGGACGUCGCGGCGUCCGUAGCCGAUUGUAAAAUCGAGCCAUCGGAGCCCGUGCUAACCGAGGAAGAAGUCGUCGAAGUUUUACGGAAGAGAAUCAAGUCGAAUGAAUUCCGAUUGGUCGAGCACAAGGUAUCGGUCGUCAAUAAAAUGAACGGAUAUCUCGGACUUUACUAUAAUCUCACGGCGGCAGUGCGGAUGAACGGGGACCGUCGGACCAGCGAGUACAAAUUUUUCGUCAAAACGCGACCACCCUUGGACUCCCCGCAAUACGUGUUCAUGGUCGAGUCCGGAGCUUUCUUGAAAGAAGUCAAAGUGUACACGGACUUGAUACCGCGGAUGGAGGAGCUGGGGGACGAGGUACGUCACUUCGGCUGGGCACCCAGAUGUUAUUUUUCCAAAGAGAAUGAAGUCAUAGUUUUGGACGACCUGUCCACACUGGGGUACGUUAUGCCGAACAAGUUCAAAAACUUUGAUUACGAUCACUACGCGCUAUUGCUGAAAAUGUUAGCCAAAUUUCACUCGAGAUCUAUCAUACUCGAGAAUAAUCUGAAAUCGACAGGGAAGAAAAUCGUCGACGUUUACGGGGAUAUUUUGGAAGAAUCUAUGAUCGGCGAUUCCGGAAUUUUGAAGAAGGCCAGCCGGGCGGCUCAUUUGGGGGUCUACGCUAUGAUAGAACUGAUGGGGGGCUUGGACGACGAGGAAAAAAUUCAUCUGAAAAACCGAUUGGCCACUUGGUACGAGAAUCUAACGGCAGCUUUGUCUCGGUCGACAAAGAAUUACGGAAAAGUCGUCUGCCACCGUGACUUGUGGGCCAAUAAUCUUAUGGUGAAAUACGACGCCGAAGGGAAACCGGUGGAUUGUUGCAUGAUAGAUUUUCAGUUCGUAGUCUACAAUCCGCCGGCGAUCGACAUCAUGCUUCUUCUCUACUGGACGACUAACAGGGAAACGAGGACUAGUCACGGGGAAUCGUUUUUCCAAAUAUAUUACGAAAAAUUGCGAGAGGAAUUGGAGAAUAACGGAUUGGACGUAAACGACCAUCUCGGUUGGUCGGAACUCUUGAAGAGCUGCGAAGACGCGAAGUUGAUCGCGAUCGUUUUCGCUACUACGGAUUUACCCUCGAUGCUGAUGGAGUCCGAUACCUUGAACGAACAGCUCGGCGAUACGUCGAAAUUACUCGAACACACCACCGGCUUUUACAACGAUACUUCGGCGAUAUUUUCACACCAGUUCGUCAACGUUCCAUCGUACAGGGAGAGAAUAACCGAGAUCCUGAUGGAAGCCUACGAGACACUGCCCGCGUUUGAACCGGAAAAAUUGUAAUCGAAUUUGUUUCGCGAUAUCGGGGCUCGCUCGGGUGUUUCGGAAAAAAAUUGUCCAACAAUUUUUUUCACCGUUCCCGACCGUCGGCCGUACACCGCCUGACGCGGACGUCGAUAAUUUGUAAUCCAUUUAUGUAAUUCUCCAAACGGUAUGAAUAAAUUGCGAGUACGCCG